AUGGAGCCGGUUCGUGCGUCGGACGCGCCUUCGUCGCGCAACAAUGUAUUUUUUGAAUCAGUGCAUUUGCCGUCGCCUCCGAAGGCCAAGCCGCCACUGAAGCUCGACCGAAAGUUGCAGGGGCCACCGCGGCGGCCGACCGAGCUAUCGGCGAAGCGCGGGCACGUCAAGCGCCCGUCGUUUGGGCGCAUGUCGACGGAGCAGCGUGUGUCGGAGCACGAAAGGAUUCGUGCGGAUGACAGUGUAGAUAUCCGUGUCUUUCUUGAGCGCGAAUACAAGCUCGGCGAAGGACGCAACGCAGAAGUAUACCUCGGCGCCUACCGGGACACGCACCUGCACGAGGUGGACUGGGAGCUGUGUGCGGUGAAGCGCAUGCAGGUGGACCGCGAGUCGCAGCUCGCGGGGCUCGACGAGGCGUUUGCGCUGCGCCGCCUCGGGCCGCAUCCACGAAUCGUGCGCCUAAUUACCGUCAUGGACGAGGUGGGCGUGCGCGCCGAAGGCGCCGAGGAGUAUGUGCCUUCUGCGACCGACCUGCCCCGCCUCCUCAUUUUGCUCGAGCAUUUGCCGUUUACUAUGGCGACGUUCGUGCACCGCGAGCCACACGCCGUGGACCUCGAGCAGUGGAUGACAUGGGCGACGCAGCUUGCGAGCACCGUCGAGUGGCUCCAUGCGCGGGGCUGCGUGCACGGAGACAUCAAGAUGCAAAACGUCCUGCUCACGCACGACCUGCAAAUCAAGCUGUGUGAUUUUACCUCGGUUCUUUUUUCCAACGCGGCUGUGCCGGCGACCGACUGCCUGACGGUCGGCACGCCCCAGUUCCGCGCGCCGGAGCUCUUUACGACCUCGCGCUGGACGCCGCGCGAGGGCGAGGACGAUACGCAUCCGGCGCUCUCCUACACGCUCGACAUCUUUUCGCUCGGCGUGCUCUUGUAUUCCCUCGCGACUGGCGUCGAGCCGUCGCGCCGCGUGCGCAGCGUCAUGGCGAUGCGGCAGCGCCAGGCGCUCUUCUUCCAGUCGGAGGAGGACGAUCGGAUCGAGCGCAUGUCGAUCCAUGACGACGACGACCUGCGCUCAAGCCCGGCGACGCUGCGCGGCGUCGAGCGCUCGCCGGUGCGCAGCUCGUCGCAGAUGAGCGAUCGCUCGCUGCGCGUCGCGCCCGUCGCGAUCGAGCGCCUGCUUGACCCCUCGCCGCUGCCCCACGGCGUGCUCUCCACGGCGCCGCACAAGCCGGCAGCGGACGCGGCGCAGGUGCUCCGCACCAAGUCGCUCUCGGCGACCUCACGCAACGUGCACGGAAGCAGCCUGAACCGCUGCCUCUCUACCUCGACACACGAGCCCGUGUGGCGCACGCGCAUGCGCCCGGAGCGCACCGUGUCCGACACGGAGCGCCGCGUCGUCGGCCGUGCGCGGGGCGUGUCGCAGGGCAACUCGCGUGCGCCCCAUGCCGCGCUGCUCCCGCCGCUCGAGCUCGGGAGCGAGUCGCUGGUGUCGGCCAUGGACUCGGUCGUGCUGCAGGGCGAUGCGCCUGGGACACAUUCGCCGCUGCUACAAGGUGAUGCGCCUGGGACACGCUCGCCGUUGCUGCAGCCGCCGAAAGACCCUCGGCCGAUGCGUUUGGACGACCUGCAUCAGCCGUACCCGGACGGCGCGCCCGCGCUCAUCCUCCCCGGCGGAGGUCGGCUGCCCGACCAUAUCCGCGCGCUGAUCCAGCAGAUGGUCUCGCCCCACCCCGAGGAGCGCCCGAGCGCCGCCCAGGUCCUCGCCGCGCUCCACGCGCCAUAG
Messenger RNA from Malassezia japonica, 1782 nucleotides. RefSeq lists its product as uncharacterized. The coding region runs from base 1 to 1782 and encodes 593 amino acids. Lineage: Eukaryota; Fungi; Basidiomycota; Malasseziomycetes; Malasseziales; Malasseziaceae. Gene Ontology annotation, molecular function: ATP binding; protein kinase activity. Gene Ontology annotation, biological process: protein phosphorylation. The record is from RefSeq and is a predicted model, not a curated record. The transcript has a single exon.